AUGUCGACUUCUGGAGAAAUCACGUUAACCAUCUGUUUCACAGUUUUGGUUUUUCCUGGCCUCAUUGGAAACAUCUUGGUUUGUCUCGUGGUUUUUUCUUACAGGACUAUGCAGACACCGAUCAACUAUCUUUUCGUCAACUUAGCCGUCGCUGAUAUUAUAACGCUGACAUUCAUUGGCCCGCAGUACAUCUUUAUACACUUGUUUAAACAUCCAACAGGCACCACUGGUGACUUUCUUUGCAAGUUUAUCACUGGUGGAAACAUUUCAUGGAUUGGAAGUGUAGCUUCUGUGUUCUCUUUGGUCACGAUCUCCUUCGAGCGCUACAAUGCGGUAAUAAACCCUUACAGUCAGGCGUCGAAUUUUUCAGUGACAAAAGUAAAAAUCAUUAUCGUUUGCUGUUGGAUUUUCACUACUGCCUUUAAUCUUCCACUAUUUUUUGUUAUUUACUAUAACGUAGACAAAAAGUUUUGUUUAGAGUCGUGGCCCUCGGUUACUUCAGGAAAAAUCAACUCAACUUUCUGGCUAAUGGUUGUUGGUAUUAUACCAGCCGUUAUCAUGAUAUCCUUGUAUUCUAGAGUCGUCUGUAACUUAUGGUUUAAGAAAACGAACGAGUUCGUCCAAAUAGCCGUUCGUAGAUCAAGGUAA
Messenger RNA from Porites lobata, 648 nucleotides. The record is from the annotation of a GenBank genome assembly. NCBI's taxonomy places the organism in Eukaryota, Metazoa, Cnidaria, Anthozoa, Scleractinia, Poritidae.